Molecule: messenger RNA, 3165 nt
Organism: Ilyonectria robusta
Lineage: Eukaryota; Fungi; Ascomycota; Sordariomycetes; Hypocreales; Nectriaceae
Exons: 1
Coding region: 486-3107 (873 amino acids)
Source: RefSeq, a predicted model, not a curated record
AAUCUGGGGCUCUGCAUUGAGUAGUACGGAGUGCACGAGUGCACAGCACUACUCCAUUCGCUGGCCAUCUUAUCAACUGCUCCAAGUCACCUCUGAUGCACUCCGUACCACCAUGCCUCUCUCUGCCGGCUCCGCCUGGGAGGUUCACCCACCUAUUAGCACGCUAGCCCUAGUGGCCGCAGGCCCAAGCUCGCCUUGCUAGUGUCGUCCUCCACCUUUCGCCUCACUCCUGGCAGCCGAAAAGGUCAACGUACCUCCAACACAGCUCUCCCUUCAAUCUAAACCAAUUCAUUACACAGCACACCACAGAGCCGCAUCGCCGAUCGUCCAUACCCAUCACCUAUCCUCCAUUAACCAUCACCUGUCGCCCUGGCACGGCUAUCUGAUCCCACCUCCGCCUCUCGCAGCCCAUCGAUGCCAUCGCGAGACAUGGACAAACCUCCCCCCCGACCUCACGCUCCCUCUGCCUGCUCUUAGCCAUCCCCAUGGAUGCCGCUACUGUCACCACUCUCCUUCACCACCACCCCAGUCUCGCGCUUCCAGUGCCCGUGUCCGUGCCUGUGCCUGUGCCCCAGCCUCAUCCUCACGCCCAGGCUGACGCUCACGCCAACGCACACGCCCGUUCUCAUGCUCCUCCUCAUCCUCAUGCUUCUCCCGUCCACGUCCAUGCCAAUGCCAGCAUCGACGGCCACUCACCCCGCGCCUUUGGCAAUGCGUGGCACGUCCCAGACCCAGACGCUAUGCUCGCGUACGACGAUACAGAGGAGCAUGAGAGCGACGUAUCGCGCCUCCAAGGUGACGAGUCGGCCCGCUCCAGCAGCGUCACCACGCCCGAUCUCCCUAUGUCGCGUCCGCCGCCACCCCCCUCGGGCUUCAAACAUGGCCAAACAUUUGACUCGAAUAUAAAAGCAUCCUUGCCACCUCCACCACCCGAUUAUCAAGACUAUCGCCAACGCUUACCGUCACUUCCUCCGCCACCGCCAAACGCUCCAAACGUUUCUCUAUUUCCGCCAUCGCGCACCUCCAACGUGCCUCGAUAUCAACCCCCGCCUCCUCCACCGCCUCCCCCUCGAAGCAACGAUCCUCCUCGGCCUUCACACUUCGGGCUACCACCUCCUCCACCUCCCCCACCUCCCAGGUCCGACCAUGAUACGUCUCGAGCCAGUGAAGCUAUGUUCCCAGUUCUCCCACCACCACCGCCGCCUCCCCUCCGACCCCGUUCUCCGAUCGACUCAGAAGAUGGAAAUGGUGGCGCCGAAAUUCCUCGACAACCCCAAGGAUGGAGUGUCAGGGCUCAAGGACCCCAAGUGACAUCAACGCUAUCUAAAAUACAUGACGGCUCUACAUCGGGCCGUAAAUCUCAUUCUCGGCGCACGCGACCGAGGGGGAGGCCCCGGAAACGGUCCAGCAACCGUUCAUCUGGCUCUUCAACGUACUCUACAACACGUCCGUCCCUCACUCCGCAAUCUGAUUCUGGUUCAUCAUCUGAGGAAGAUCCAAUCGUCUACCGGAACGCUCGGCAGUUCCCACCCCUUCUCCCAACGGCCCCGGCUUUUGGCUCGCCAGGAACAGACAGCAAAGCCUCUGCCACAAAACACAUCACUUCAUGGGUUACCCAAUACGAAAGGGCGCAGAGCCCUCUCACGGAACCACCGAUGGAACCAAAACCCACCACUCCACACAGGGGUUUAUUCGAUACCAUCAAGGACACCACGCGAGGAUCCAACGCGUCUGUGGCAUCCUCCGUAUCCUCGGAGGGUGAAAUAGAAAUGCUCUGGACAAAGCUCAAGGAAAAGAGAGAUAAGCUGAACCGCAUGAAAACCGAGAUGGCGAAACGACGCAAGGAGUUAAGAGAUCUGCGUCGGAGAAAGGACGACGCCGACAAUGCCUUCAUGAGCGUGAUCCGGCCAAUGCUUAUUAGCCAGCGGGGUGCGAUGCACACGCCGCCUAACCUCCUGGAUCGACGACUCAACGACAUGCAGAGUCUACGGACAGACUACCACUUCCUAGAGGCCAAUUACGAGGGGCUCGAAGUCAUGUUGGACGAGGAGGAGGUGGAACUCAACAGCCUAGAGACGCGCUUCUUCAGCCUGUUAGCUGCCGGUCGCACGAGGCUAGAACGACCUCAGGCUAACACAGAUUCUGAGUUGGAUCAAAUUGACUACUUCCAGAGCAUGCCCGUGGAUCUGAAGGGCAUAUCCCCUGACGGUCCUCCAGAGGACCUCCAUCCCCUCUAUGUGGAACUCAUGUCGACGGUGGGUGACCUUGAGAAUGCCAAGGAGGAUCAUGAAGACUUGCUAUUCAUCAAAGAGCAGUACGAUUAUGAUUUGGAGAUGAAGCGGCCAACCGAAAUGGGGGAUGAAGUGAACGAGUUCUAUGCCGAGUUCCCAGCCGAACAGGAGAGAAUGGUGGGUAAUAUCAAUAGGCUCGAGGUAGCCGUCGACCGUCUCAAAAAUGAGUGCGAAACCCAGGGCGUCAUGCGAAAACACAUGUCUCCUCGAGUCGAGUACCUACUCUACCCUGAAAGGGAGUUUGAGGAUAUGGGCUUGGAGGAAACCGAGGUGAUCCUUGAGCAGCGACCUAGCCUGGCUCAUUCCAAGUUCCCUGUGCUCCUCACACAGCCCGAGCACAUCAUGGUACCACAGACAUCACUUGAUGCGCUCAAGGCGGCAGCGACACUCCCUGACAACGAUCCCGGUAAGAAAGCCAAGAUGCAGCUCGCGUCCAAGGAGUACGCCAUUGACCGGCUUAUCAUGGAUCAUGAGACCGGCGGCAAAACCGACUUUGUGAACCGAUGGCUCUUGCAACAGCUUCGCAUGUCGCCCAUGAACGCAACGUUGCUCCACUCGACCUUUAUGAGCAGCCGGUCGCUGAAGAUAAAUGAUUUUUGGCGGUGGCAGAGUGAUGUGCUCCAUUACUGGUGGCGCGACGGCACGACGGCGUUAGCGGAAGAUUCAUUCAAGAUGGUGACAAGUGAGAGCUCUCAGCAUGCAUCUCGGAUCGGCACCCCGCAACUCUCACGAGCGGCAAGCGAUGGGAUCGGCGUAAAUUUGAAUCGGCGCCACCAUUACACCAACAGUAGCGAAGCCCACACUGCGAUUGCAUAGGCUGCGCUCGCCUUUCACCCGACUUUCCUCCAUCACCGCAAAUUUUUUUUUUUGGGGG